UUGGUAGUGUCCAAGGGUUUGUCUUUUGGCAAGAGUCGUUGUUGUUGUUGGAAACACAGCAACUAUUAUUAUCCAGGUAGAUCCUAUUAUCGUACAUUAUCUCAUUCAGUGUUUGUCAAGCAACAAACGAUAACGAGAAUGGGUUUAUUUGACCAAGUAUUCGAAAAGAUAGGAAAGCGAACAGGAUAUGAGCCUCCUGAUAGAGAAGAAGCUAUUAUACCUUCUGAAAAACAUUAUGUUUUGGGAACUCCACUUUCUGCCAAUUUUGAAGAGAUGGGGUUUCAGUAUGCUUUAUUUGGACUUGGUUGCUUUUGGGGUGCUGAACGUAAAUUUUGGCAAACCAAAGGUGUCUAUUCUACAGCAGUUGGAUAUGCAGGAGGAAGGACCAAGAACCCUACAUAUGAAGAUGUUUGUACAGAUCGUACUGGACAUGCUGAAGUUGUUCGUGUGGUAUAUGAUCCCAAAAAGACUUCAUAUGAGCAGUUAUUGGAUGUCUUUUGGGCCAAUCACGAUCCUACUCAGUUAAAUAGACAAGGCAAUGAUAGAGGAACCCAAUAUCGUUCCGUUAUAUUUUAUUAUGAUGAUGUUCAGAAGAAUUGUGCUGAAGAAACCAAAAGACACUUUCAAGAAGUACUUGCAAAGAAAGGUUAUGGAAAUAUUGUCACGGAAAUAGUGCCUGCCUCAGUUUUUUACUUUGCAGAAGAUUAUCAUCAACAAUAUUUAGCCAAGAACCCUAAUGGCUAUUGUGGCUUAGGAGGAACAGGUUGUUAUGAACCUCGACAAGAUAUUAAGUUGCCUUCAUAAGAUUGUUUCUGAGUUUUUACUUUUCUGAUAAGAAAAAUAAAGAAAAUUGCAUUGGAUGAGAUAUG
Molecule: messenger RNA, 869 nt
Organism: Galdieria sulphuraria
Lineage: Eukaryota; Rhodophyta; Bangiophyceae; Galdieriales; Galdieriaceae
Product: peptide-methionine (S)-S-oxide reductase
Exons: 5
Coding region: 139-804 (221 amino acids)
Biological process (GO): cellular response to oxidative stress
Cellular component (GO): cytoplasm
Molecular function (GO): peptide-methionine (S)-S-oxide reductase activity
Source: RefSeq, a predicted model, not a curated record